Ostertagia ostertagi is the source of this 606-nucleotide messenger RNA. NCBI's taxonomy places the organism in Eukaryota, Metazoa, Nematoda, Chromadorea, Rhabditida, Trichostrongylidae. The record is from the annotation of a GenBank genome assembly.
AUGCAAUUUCGAUUUUUGGGAUGGCAGGACUGCCCGGAUUGGCUUCUCGCUCAGAUAAGCGAAUUUUCUAGUCUGUCAUCUGUCAAGUUCAAAGGAUUAUGCCAGUUGUCUGUAGAUUUUCUUCUUAACAAGAAUGUCGCUGACGGUGAUUCGGCACGAUUCGUAUCUGAGCACAACGAUAUAUUCUGCAUUCGUAGGUUUUUGUAUUCCAUAUCCUUUAUGAUGAAAAACGCUGCUUCAUACAAAUGCGACACAGAUGACUUCGAGACUGAAUGCACACACUUAGGUUUACCUCCUGAGCACAGCAAGAUGUUGGGUCGUGUUUACGCAUCUAAUCUUGAUGUUUUGAAGCAAUUUGUGAAAAACAGCAUCCCAAAAGGUCAGCUCUCGACCAUUUAUUUUAUCACUCAUAAACUAACAUCACGUUUUGUAGAACCUCCACUGGAGUCAGUAAUCGUGUUGGAAGAAAAUACACCAUCUCCCAUGUUACGGUACACACGUAACGGAAAAAUAACCGAAUGCCAGCUAACGAGAGAUCAGCUAUGUUCCAUGCGCUCCGAUAUGGAUUUCGUCUGGGACAUGAUCAAAAGCAAGUUUAUGGAAUGA